AGUUGAGAGAUGAUGCUGUAAUAAAACGAUAUCAAAUGGCUUCCGACGAAAUCUCGGGAGCUCCCAAAGUCACCACCGACCAUGAGAACGGCACCUCUCCGUCAAGCGGCGAGAAGAGAAAAAGACAAACAAGUUGGGAUAAUGAACCUGGCACCGACUCACAGCCGUCCCCAAAAAAUGCACGCACAGAUGGUGCGACCUUCUCUGAACCCACUACACCAGCCGCCGCUAACCCCACAAGGACACAGCCCUCUACUCCUCAAUCACAACCUUCGAUUCACCCUACCUCUACCAGUUUAACGGCAGAGCAACGAGAGAGGCUCGAGAAAGCAAAGGCCUUUGCCCGUGAGGCCACACUAAAGAUUUUACAGUCCAAACUGGCCCAAACCCCGCUGGUGAUUCCCAACGCAGCCUCCCUAGCCGCCGGCGUAGAAGCCCGAUCUAUUGCGGUGAUGAGCCGCAUUUACGUAGGCUCGAUCAACUUUGAGCUAACAGAGCAACACAUCAAAGCGGUGUUCAAUCAAUUCGGCUACGUAAAAUCCGUGAGCAUGACCAUUGAUCCAGCUACUGGCAAGCACAAGGGAUUCUGUUUUGUGGAAUACGAGGUACCAGAAGCGGCAGAAUUAGCUUUGGAUCUUAUGAACGGAGCCGAGCUCGGAGGACGCCAACUAAAAGUGGGACGACCGAAUAAUUACAACCCAACUGUUGCCAAAACACUUCCCACACCAAUCCCACAACGCCUCUACAUCGCCAAUGUCAACGAGUUCGUGUCCGAACAGAAUAUCGAAAGCAUUUUCGAAGCAUUCGGAAAAAUCAAAGGAUGUUCGCUGCUUCCAGAUCUAGUACAACGCAAACACAAGGGCAAUGGGUAUAUUGAGUUUGAGGAGGAAACUGCAGCGAUAGCGGCUCUCGCCAGCAUGAACAACUUUGAACUCGGAGGGCAACCCUUGCGUAUGAUGAAGGCCAUGAUUGGCGGGCCACUUCCCCCUGGUAUGAAAAGUUUGGAGACUAUGCCACCGGUUCCUGUGGUCGCUACCGUUCCUGCCAGUGUCCUAAAUGUGGCUCACAACAUCAAUAACACGAUUGCACAGAAAACCGGCGCUGCUGCAGCAGCUAGGCUCAUAAAUCCUGCGCUGCAAAGUGCUCUUGCCAAAGUUCAGGCAAGAGUAAACGAAGAGAACGCCGCUCUAGAGGAAAACAUGUCCAUUAGUGCAAGUCAGCGAUAUUCGAUAAUGCAGAAAUUGAUGAGGAGUGAUGGAAGCCAAGAGGCAUCGUCACCUGUGAUUGCGCUUCGUAAUAUGGUUGUGGUGAAGGAUCUGGAUGAUUCGCUGAACGACGAGAUAUCAGAGGAAUGUACAAAAUAUGGGCGGGUUCUAAAGGUCUUGAUUUGGGUAGAUCCUGUCAAACAGGCAAGCGAUGCCUUGAAGCCAGACGAUAAUGUGGAUAUUUAUGUUCAGUUUGAGGCGCCAGAAGCGGCGAGACAAGCAAGGGCAGCGUUAGAUAAACGCUUUUUUGCUGGACGACGGGUAGCGGCAUCCUUUUUCACGAUGGAGGAAUUUGCUAAAUUGGAUUCGCAGACAAAUGCAACCAUCUGAAUUUCUAUCCGUUUGUUCAUUUCAUCACCAACAUGAAACUGAUGCUAUUUGCAUGUUCGAAACAGUUGAGAAAGGAUGCAACUAAAUUUACAUAACGAAAACUAAACAUGUACAAAUUGGGACUCAGCUAUGCUGGUCUAAAUCUAAAUGAAACUAAUCC
This is a messenger RNA of Spizellomyces punctatus DAOM BR117, 1755 nucleotides long. RefSeq lists its product as uncharacterized. NCBI's taxonomy places the organism in Eukaryota, Fungi, Chytridiomycota, Chytridiomycetes, Spizellomycetales, Spizellomycetaceae. The coding region runs from base 36 to 1595 and encodes 519 amino acids. Gene Ontology annotation, cellular component: catalytic step 2 spliceosome; precatalytic spliceosome. Gene Ontology annotation, molecular function: RNA binding. The transcript has 9 exons. The record is from RefSeq and is a predicted model, not a curated record. Gene Ontology annotation, biological process: regulation of alternative mRNA splicing, via spliceosome; mRNA splice site recognition; alternative mRNA splicing, via spliceosome.